Aureobasidium musti is the source of this 1253-nucleotide messenger RNA. Lineage: Eukaryota; Fungi; Ascomycota; Dothideomycetes; Dothideales; Saccotheciaceae. The record is from the annotation of a GenBank genome assembly.
CAACCAUGUUUUCAUUUCGCUCCAACUUCUUCUCAAAUCUCCUAUCUGGUGGCUAUGGCUCUGCCCUCAAGCUCGACUUGCCUCCGGUUAAGUCCAUCGACAUUGAAGAAACUCCCGAGAAACGAGCUCGAACUCUCAAGCACCUGAUCAAGGCUAAUCACAUCAACCACUCGAUUAUCUACCACCACCUCGAAUUUCACAAUCAUGCACCUCACACCGUACUGAGGUUACAUCCUCUAGNNAUCCUGGGUUCCGCCUACUUCCUCGGUGCCAAUGUCGACCAGCUAAUGGACAUUUAUGAGAAAGAGUCCAAAAAUCUUGAGCCAUGGGAAGAUUCUCCUUCGGAGAUCUCGAGACAUGACUGGCGCGACUACCUGGGAAGAAGAGAGUACCAGCGUGCAUGGGUAGACUUUCUCGAGGACCAGCUCGUUCAGUUUGGCUAUGAUUGGCGGGAGCUCCUCGACGACUUUCUGUACUCUGGCAAGCAGCCUCUGAUCAACAACUUGAUUGCUGGCCUCGCCUCAUUCUACAACCACCAGCAUGUCUAUCUCGAUGACCCCUCAUACACGAAGCCCUCGCCAUGGUCGUCACAAGAUCCUUUCGAAGUCAUCCAAAAGGUGCAUCAAGACUCUCGCCUCGACUCUUUCUUCGAAAAGCCUGGAGAAGAUAACUAUACUCCUCUAACCGAGGACAAAGAGAAGGAGGCCGUUCUGCUCGAAUACUGGAACAGCUGGACUGUUACGGAUCCUAAAUCUCAGUUCGAAGCUGCCCAACGUGCCGCCGUUGCUUUGCUGGUCGGUACGCACGAGAAGGGCCAGAAGUUUGACUUCUUCCUCGUUCACAUCCUUACCAGCUCACACGCUGUCCGUGUGAUUGCUCCCCUGAUCCGCGCCACAUAUCACCUUUGUCUUCUAAGACAGUGGUGGUUGUUCUUGCUGACUGCUUAUGUCGGUCAACUUCGCCCAGCUAUCGAUAAGAGCAAAUUCACAAAUGUUGAUCUCGCAGGAAGAGACUGGAAAUGGGUAGCCGACCGAGCUGUCAACGGCAAGUGGGCGCAAGAUGCUCACUUUGUGAAAGCCUGUCGCUCAAUGCAAGAGGCCGCGAAAACUUGGGGUGACGAAGACCAAUAUUUCCUGAAGGCUGCUGUGAAGUUGUCUGAGGAGUUCAAUGGUUGGGGCGGUUUUAGUGCCUCGUCAGAAGAUGAGGCAGAAGCUACUGCUUCAAAUGUUGGCUUUGCCGCAAGACAUCAUGGU